Messenger RNA from Trypanosoma brucei brucei TREU927, 2022 nucleotides. RefSeq names its product protein kinase, putative. Gene Ontology annotation, biological process: peptidyl-serine phosphorylation; autophagy. Gene Ontology annotation, cellular component: cytoplasm. The transcript has a single exon. The record is from RefSeq and is a predicted model, not a curated record. Gene Ontology annotation, molecular function: protein serine/threonine kinase activity; ATP binding. Lineage: Eukaryota; Euglenozoa; Kinetoplastea; Trypanosomatida; Trypanosomatidae. Bases 1 to 2022 code for a protein of 673 amino acids.
AUGAGGGUGAUGAGACACCUCUCAAAAGAGGUUGAGACAGAGUUCAAUUAUGAGAUUAGUAAAGUGAAGCUUGGUUCUGGUAGUAGUGGUGUGGUGUUUCUCGCACGGCACCGCGUAACUCAUGAACUCGCCGCCGUGAAACGUCUUUACAUGCGUGGAGCCCCCGAGUGUAUGAAGAUCUCGCAGCAACAUAACAGCCAGUCUGAUAACACCAAUGACGCACAUAUUGGAGGAAACACUUUGGCACCAGCAUCACCCGCCAAGAGUAGUUCGCACAGGAUGCAGACAAGCGAUAAGAACAGUAACCCUGUUAGCGGCAACCGUUCAAAUGAGCUUUGUGAAGAAAAAAUUUUUUCUCACUACACAAGUAUGAAGCGUGAACGAGCACUUUCCGAAGACACUUCACCUCCUGCAGCCAUUUGUCCUCCGUGGUUACCGUGUGAAUACGCUAGCAUGAAGUAUCUUGGCCCCCAUCCGCAUAUCGUUCGGUUCCUGGGAAAUUGUGCGGAUGUAAACGGGGUUUCGUACUUUGCCAUGGAACUCAUGGAUAGUGAUCUCGGGAAGGAACUGCGUGCUGGAAACGCAAGUUUUAUGGAGGAGGAGGCCAUCAGACCACUGCUUUAUUGCGUAAGUUCUGCCAUUGUUCAUCUCCACGAGCGAGGCGUUGCACAUCGGGAUAUUAAACCAAGUAAUGUUCUUCUUAAGUUUGUUGGGGAUAUGUGUCCCACAGAGGAGGAGCACGGGAUGCCUAACGGAGGCGACAAGGCCUUUCCAUCGUCGGACGAGACAAAAGAUGUUGGUUCUCUCCGAACAAAACAUGUAAAAGCGUCGUUGGGUGACUUUAGUACAGCUCAUUUUGCAAGCCAAAGCGAGAGUGUCGGUGGAUUCUGCGGCACACUUUACUACAAGUCCCCGGAGCAGCUGCUUGGUCAGGCUAAAGACUUUCUCGCAUGCGACAUGUGGGCCCUCGGUUGCACAAUGUUUGAAAUGAUAACAGGAUCGGUUGCUUUCCGAGGAUCAAAUGAUUUGCAGGUUUUUCACCAGAUUUGCUCACAACUCGGUACGGACUUUCAGCAGUACCCGAAGAAUACACAUGAACAAACCAUGUUUGACGGAAUUUCUGGUGUGUCUACGGAGUUCAUUGACUUGCUUAAGGGACUUCUUGCACUAGAUCCGUGUGAACGCUUGAGAGCGGAGGAAGUUCUGAGGCAUCCUUUUUUUCGUUCCAUUCAUCAGGGAUGUGGAACCCAAGAAACCGCAGCGGAGUUGACUUUUCCUAUGAAAAUUUAUUGUGCAGUGCCUCCAGGGGUGGUUCGGUUGGCGAGAUUCAAACCUAUUAUUUGUGCACACACCACACGUUCUGGAACGACGAAAGUUAGUGGUUCUACGGAAACUAAAUUUGGUAUGAGUCAGUCGGAUAGUCAAGCUUCGAGAACUCUGCAUGGAAGCGAUGUGUGGCCGUCGCUUAUCAGCGGCAUGCCGAGCCCUCUCCAACGAUCCGCUUUGCAACCUUCCAGCGAUGGCAAUGAAGGUCCUCUCCGUCGUUUUACGUCAACCCUCAGCUGUGGGAAAAAAUAUUCAGUCACCCGGCGUCUCUCCGUUUCUUCGUCCGUUACUAUGAUGAGCAAUGGGGCUGUACAAAAACCGGAUGACUUUACAGGUAUUUCCGACAUCAGUGCAUCACUUGCGGCGUUGAAUUUUAGUCCAAUUCCUUCAGUCGCAAAGUGUUGUGGCGCUACUUCUGCGGAGCGAAGCUUCUCCCCUCUCGGCACACAUGUGUCAGCGCCAGGUUCAUGUCAUCCGGCGCCAAUUCCACUAAAAUCAUCGCAUAGUUUUGCUACAAAGAGCCGUCACCCAGAGCAUCAACACGACUCAACGUUUGCUAGUAAUGGCUAUCCGCCGCCACGGCGUGUGUUAUUUGACAGUGAUACCACUGAUGGUAAUGAUGUAGAUGAAAGCGUGAACUUAAUGCUUCACAACAGUGGAGACUCCCCAAAAGUUCGCAAGGUGCUGUUUGAGUGA